AUGAACACUAUUUACUCUUGGGACAAAGGAUGGAAUGUAGGCAGAGAUUUUCAGACAGAGAAGACGUCGAUUCAGAAAGAUGUGAAGCUUCAUAUAAAGGAACCUCUUAGUACUCAUUUUAUUUUAAUUUUAUUUUUAACUUUAUUCUUAAACAGGUGGCAAUCUUUAUACAAGAAAAUUGAUAAAUAUAAAAAAUAUAUAAUUUACAAACGUUUGAGCAAGCCAAUGUGCCUUCGGUGA
Messenger RNA from Gryllus bimaculatus (two-spotted cricket), 240 nucleotides. The record is from the annotation of a GenBank genome assembly. Lineage: Eukaryota; Metazoa; Arthropoda; Insecta; Orthoptera; Gryllidae.